This is a messenger RNA of Gracilinanus agilis (Agile Gracile Mouse Opossum), 4593 nucleotides long. RefSeq names its product sideroflexin 5 (gene SFXN5). The record is from RefSeq and is a predicted model, not a curated record. Gene Ontology annotation, biological process: monoatomic ion transport; mitochondrial transmembrane transport; citrate transport. Gene Ontology annotation, molecular function: citrate transmembrane transporter activity; monoatomic ion transmembrane transporter activity. The transcript has 12 exons. Bases 14 to 790 code for a protein of 258 amino acids. Lineage: Eukaryota; Metazoa; Chordata; Mammalia; Didelphimorphia; Didelphidae. Gene Ontology annotation, cellular component: mitochondrial inner membrane.
GGCAUCAGUGGCCAUGGCGGAGACUGCGGCGGCGGCAGCAACGGCGGAAGCCGCCUCGGCGGACACCCCUCCUUUUCAGCUGGGCAAGCCUCGCUUCCAGCAGACUUCUUUCUAUGGCCGGUUCCGACAUUUCUUGGACAUCAUCGAUCCCCGGACUCUCUUUGUCACUGAGAGCCGCCUUAAGGAGGCCGUGCAGCUGCUCGAGGAUUACAAGCAUGGGACGCUGCCUCCCGGGGUCACCAACGAGCAGCUUUGGAGUGCUCAGAAAAUCAAGCAGGCAAUCCUACACCCGGACACCAAUGAGAAGAUCUUCAUGCCUUUUAGAAUGUCAGGUUACAUCCCCUUUGGAACUCCCAUCGUUGUGGGCCUCCUCCUGCCCAACCAGACUCUGGCCUCCACCAUCUUCUGGCAGUGGCUGAACCAGAGUCACAACGCCUGCGUCAACUAUGCAAACCGCAACGCAACCAAGCCUUUGCCUGCAUCCAAGUUCAUCCAGGGCUACUUGGGAGCCGUCAUAAGCGCUGUCUCAAUCGCAGUGGGCCUUAACGCUCUGGUUCAGAGAGCCAACAAGUUCACGCCGGCCACCCGCCUUCUCAUCCAGAGGUUCGUGCCGUUCCCAGCCGUAGGCGCUGCUCGAGACGGCCCUGACACGAGUGGUUCUCCCCAUGCCCAUCCUGGUUCUACCUCCAAUCAUCAUGUCCAUGCUAGAAAAAUUGAGACAUCCCAAUUGGAGCCAGAGAUUGCACUGGCCACAGCCAGUCGGACGGUGGUGUACAACAAAGGCCUGUGAGUGGAAGCAGGUCCUCUGGCCAGAGAGGCAGCUGGGCCAGAGGACCUGGUAGGGUGAGGGCUGGGGAGAGGAACUGUCAGCCUGCCCUCCUGUCUCCAAGUAGCUGAGUGAGGAGUUCUAAGCUAAUACCACAUCACUAAUAUUGGAAGAGAAGUAACAUUUUCAGAGAACCACCACUUUAUAGGAGGUCAGGAUGUUAAGGCAGUCAAAUUUUAACAUAGAGAAGAAGGGGGGAGGGAAGCCCAGUGCAGGGAUGAAUCAGAAAUUAUAGAAAGGAAAUACUGUGAUUAAGUGCAUUUCUGGGCCCUGGUGGGGAGCUUAGAGAGCCCAUCCCAGCACAAUCAUGUGAAGCUUGGAAGGAAAUAUAUGGAAUGCCCUAAGGAAAGAAAUAGAAACAGGGUGUUGGGAUUUUUAUUUUUUUUGUUUGUUUCUUUUUAUUUGAUUUAAAUCAGAACUGAGUCUUAACAGUGGUUGAUGCUGCAAAGAAACCAUUUUUAUAGAUGAGUGGAUUGGGGGGGAUGAUGUAUCACAUGUCCUUUGGGGAAAAUUUGUAGCCCAUUUGUCCCCUGCCUGAUGUGGUGUUCCCAGGAAACAGGAGGUGAUACAUGCGUCCCUUCCCCAACCCUUCUCCCCCUUCCUUGAAGACCUAGAACCUAGCUGGACUAGAACCUGAGGUCCUAGAGGCUUCCCAUUAAUGGGACCAAGAAAGGAUGUCCUUAUCCUCAAUAGCAGUUUUCUGCCCUCUGGAGCCCCCCCAGGUGGGGAAGCCAUAGACCAGUAAAUAGGGGUGCCAACGCAAGUCUAAAUCCUGAACUUGUAGGAAACCGCGUACUUUGGUGUGAUUUGGGAAAGGGAGGAGGGAAGAGAUGCUCCUGAGGGCAGGACGAUAUUGGGAUUCCUUACAAUGAUGAGAGCUCCCAAGGCUAAGGCCUGAACCAGCCUUGGAAUAAGAUGCCAGAGGCGCUCUAGGUGCCGUAGCAGGAGAGGGGCAAGGACUUGAAGUGGCCCACAUUGGAGGGAACUGAAGAGUGGAGGAAGAAAAUGGCAGCAAUCCUUCCAAGGGGCCGGUCGGAGCUGGAGACUGAGGUUCUGGAGUGCUUCCCUGAGUCCUUUGGGGCAGACUAGACCUGGCCUCUAGUCCAAAACUGUAGCCAAGAAGAUUAUUAGACUCCUUCACUGGUUUGGGCGAUGUAGCUCCCUUCAGGACUCGGUGGCACCAUCCCCCCAUGGAAGACCAUCACUAACUAAAUCUCAGAUGGUACCCUCUUGCCUGUCCAACAGCCCAGGCUCUACCAGUUCAUCCCGAAGUCCCCUGUCCUCUGCUCCUCCCUACUCUACCCCUCAAGGAAUAAGCCAAGACCCAAUGGAAGCAAAGUCAUCUAAUUCCUUGAAAACGACCCAGACAUUGAUUCCUUCCAGCCCUGAAAGCCAUUACGAUUCCAGAGGUGGAGAGAAUCCCCCUUUCCCCACUUCCCAAGGAAGCGAGACCUAAAAAUCAUGGACGUGCCACCCCUUUUGGGAUGGGGGUCAUCUAGGGAAAGUCCUCUGGAGCACAUCUGCCUGGGAAAAAUGGAACUGGAGGACCAGCGGAGCUGAGGACCCUCUAUCAGCAAUAAGGUUCAACUUCAGGAUGGAUGCGCCACUGACCUGAAUGUUUGGGCCAACUUGUGUUUAUUUCCCUCUGGACUACUCUGCUCAAACUGCAGCCAGGCCUCUUAGACCUGGACCUCCCUUGGAUUUUAGAAAACAAAUGAAGCUUCUUCCCUCCCCCUUCCCCUGCUUCUCUUCCCCUGUUCCUUACUCUCUUCCCCAAGGAUGCAGAGAGCUGUUCCUCCUGCCUCAGGCCAGACGCUUUGGCAGAAAGUCAAAACCCCUGGGCCACAGGCCUAGCUUUUAUGCUAACUUGCUGUGUGACUUUAGCAAAGUGGCUGUCCCUCUCUGGGCCUCAGAUUCCUCAUCAAUAAGAUAGGAUAGGCACUUAACGGGAUCUUAGAAGUCUUUUCCAGCUCUCUGAGUCUGUGAUGCUUCAGCUCCUGUUAAAAACUGAACACCAAGAUAUAGACUGGCAUCACCCUGGACAGAUCCCUGGAGGAUUUGUUUUGAGAAGGACCAAAUAUUAUUAUUAAUGAUUAUGUUGAAAAGAAAAAACAAACAAACCCUGUUUCAGGUAACAGUGAUGCCUCAGCUGUCUAAAACCAGGCUGGCCUUUUGGAAGGAAUCCCUGGGCAGGCCAGCCCUUAGUAAGCUCCCCAGAGCCCUUUCUCUUUGCCCCGAGUGCAGGCAGAGCUCAGAAAGAGAGAGAUCACUGUGGCAUGGAGUGGCCACCUGCCACCAUGUUCCCUUAGCCUAUGGCUGCACCUCCUGCGAGACGCCCAGCUCCGCUCUAAAGAGUGACGGAACUAAAACAAAUUCCAUCCAGGUGAGAGAAGGGGAGCCAGACUUUGCUCUGUAGAGAUGGAGAGGAAAGGCUAGGCUGGUCCCCUUGGCCCUGAGAUGGGCAGCAGCAGCUCCGGCAGCCCAGGGAAGCAGUGGAGUGACCGUCAGAUCACUUCUGCCACACUGAGCUGAGGAAGAGGGCCCAGAGAAGGGUAACAACUUGCUGGAAGUCACACAGGGAGAACAUGGGGAACCAAGAUGGUGGACAAGACUCAAGAGGGGCAACCUAGUCCCCAUCCUCAGUCUCCCUGAGCCAGGUGUGAGCCCUUUGGAGUAGAGGAUCAAGGGGCAGAGAGGCUCUAAGAGAACCCUACAGAAAGCGGUGUCAGUGUACUGGACAGGAGGAGGAGACGUGGCCUGCUGGGCCGCAGCUAGGCCGGACCUGGCACCCUCACUACGAUCGCCCCUUCCCUGGGGUGCUGGGUAUUGAGGAGUUUGAAGAGGGGCAUGAGGGCGGGCGUUUAUUCUUGUCUGACCUAGGGCUCGAGUUCUCCCUUCCCUGCCUCUCCCUGGCUAAGAAGAGCCAAUCCCACUAUAAUGUGAACUCCCUGUCAUCCCAGGGUUCUGAAGGACCACGCAUGGGCCCAUGCAUGGAGGCCCGCCUGGGAGACUGAACUCAAAGCCUGCAGCCCCAUCCGGCCCCCCCUCAAACUGGAACUGAGCACUUUAUCUUGGGACGCAGCUGCUAGCGACGUCCCCCAAGGGAUGCCCGUGUCCUGGGAAUCUGGCCAUCUUGUUUCUUUGUCUUCCAGCUGACUUCUAGCGAUCUUAACUAAGUCAGACAUCCUUCCUAGAAGAUGUGAGGGUUGAGGGAAGGGGAGGAAGAUGGGCAGAACAGGAUCUGCCUUUCUUCCAACCGCUCUGACCCAUCUCGCCCCUUGAGCCUGGCUGGGGAAGCAGCCUUGCAGAUCCCCGCCGGUCCGGAACUUCCCUGCUUCCACCCAGGCAAGAAGGAGAGGCCAGAGGAAAGAUCCGAGUGCUCCCUGGUCCCCUGCCAGGCUGAUGGAGGAUGCCAAGCCUGGGGGUCAGGCGGGCAGAGGCGGUCUCAGCUAGUACUGAACGAGGGUUUUGCCCACCCCGUGCAACAGCCCAUCUGUAGAGGUUCCUCAUUCUUCACCCCGCUGCUUCCAGAUCUCCCCCACAAGCAUAGGGCGGCUCCUCUCCCCAGGCCGGAAGGACGGCCUCUUUGUGUUGCUCAAAGGGACCAGAACCCAAGAUCAGAUGUCAAGAGAUCCAAGGUCUGGGCCAGCGUGUCCACCCAGCAUAUCCUCACCUCACUUCCCUGCUCCGGCAAACUCCAGGACGCAGCUGGGGUACUUGAUCUGGACCGCCUCGGCCACCAUGGGUGAACACGUCAACAAGGCACC